Exophiala dermatitidis NIH/UT8656 is the source of this 2013-nucleotide messenger RNA. Its product is annotated as TRM2 protein. The transcript has a single exon. Lineage: Eukaryota; Fungi; Ascomycota; Eurotiomycetes; Chaetothyriales; Herpotrichiellaceae. The record is from RefSeq and is a predicted model, not a curated record. Bases 1 to 2013 code for a protein of 670 amino acids. Gene Ontology annotation, molecular function: tRNA (uracil(54)-C5)-methyltransferase activity, S-adenosyl methionine-dependent. Gene Ontology annotation, biological process: tRNA processing.
AUGUUGUCCAAACCAGCGAAACGGCAGAAGUUCAUGCCCAAAAAGCUCGCGAGCGAAGGGACGCCUUCCGAAGUUCUCACAUUCGAAGCCGAAGCCCUCCUACGAGUAGGCCAGCAACAGAGCCAAGCAGCGGCAGCAGCAGGACCUACAGUCAACGGAGAUGCCGAUGCCGCUGUGAAAUUCACCAUACCAGAGCCCCAGACAGAACUAGAACUCGAGAUCGAAGAGCUCUCAUCUACAGGCGACGGGCUAGCGUAUUCGACCCACAAGAACCAUGUCUAUGUCGUUCCCUUUUCUGUGCCACGCGACCGGGUUCUCGCCAAAACGUUCCCCCAGAAACCCAACGGUCUAUUCACAUACCUCGACUUCAUCAAAGUGUUGCGUCCGUCGCCGAAACGUGACGGCAUCACCCCCGGAUGCAAGUACUUCGGCGUCUGCUCCGGCUGUCAGCUACAGAUGAUGUCGUACGAGGAGCAGCUGAAGCACAAAAAGACGAUCGUUGAGAAGGCGUUCAAGUAUUUCUCGAAUCUGGAUCCGUCAAGGAUUCCACCUGUCGGGGACACCGUGGGCUCGCCGCUGCAGUAUGGAUACCGGACGAAAUUGACGCCUCAUUACGAUGCGCCUAAGAAACGAGGUGGGAAGAAUAAAAGCAAUGUAGACUCAAAUGUUCUGGCUCCGGCUACGCCUCCGCCUGCUAUUGGGUUCGGUAUCAAAGGGACUCGCAAAGUGAUGGAUAUUGAGUCGUGUCCUAUCGGCACGCCGAUCAUUAAUCGAGGACUGAGGAUCGAGCGGCGCAAGGUCCAUGAGACGUUCAGCCAGCGCAAGAAUGGCGCGACUAUUUUGCUGCGCGAAUCGACGGUGCGCAAGCCCAAACCCCUCAUGGGCGCGGACGCCAGCGAAGAGAAGAACUCUCAACAGAGCGAGAAGAACGUCUCGUCCAACCAGAAUACGACAAAGUCCGAACAGACGCAAGCCGAUUCCUCGUCAGCGAUCAGCUCGUCAACCUCCGCCACCAACGGCAUUUCUACUCCUAACAACCGCAAUAGCAACGGAAACCUCCCCAAUUACGACGCACAAUCAGACACAGUCGACUUCACCGGUCUAUCCACAUGCAUCACACCCCAUCCAUCACCAUUGACCCUCCCACUCCCUCAACCUCUAUCGAUCCAACACCUAACAAAAGAAGAUGGCCAGCCCCAGAUCAUCUACGACUACGACAACUAUCAGGAGAUCAAAACAUAUGCCUCAAACGGAAGUGACUGGACAACCGAACAUGUUGGACAGUUUAAAUUCAUGAGUCGAGCCAACUCGUUUUUUCAGAACAAUAAUUCCAUUUUGGAGACGUUUAUUCGCUAUGUGAGGGAGAAUUGUGUGCCUACUGCUCGCUCCGCUCGCAGUACGAACAAUGCGAGUGCUACGGGCAGUUCGAGCAGUAUGACCAACGCCAACACCAACGGCAUCAGCGGCGCCACCGCCACCCCCAGUCCCCUUCCAAUCAAAUACCUCCUCGACGCCUACUGCGGCAGCGGCCUCUUCGCCGUCUGCCUAUCCCCGCUCUUUUCCUCAGUCCUAGGGAUCGACAUCGACGUGCAAGGCGUCGAAGCCGCCCGUCGCAACGCAGAAGCCAACUCCAUCCCCAACGCCGGGUUUAUCGCCGCCGACGCAGAAUGUCUGUUUGCAGAUGUGCCCUUUCCGCCGGAUCAGACGCUUGUGGUGAUUGAUCCGCCGCGGAAGGGGGCUAGUGUGGAUUUCCUCAAGCAGUUGUGCAAUUUUGGACCGAGGAGAGUGGUGUAUGUUAGUUGUAAUGUGCAUACUCAGGCGAGGGAUGUGGGGAUGUUGGUUUCGGGAUUUGAUGAUGAUGGUACGAAAAAUGGAGGUGGUGCCAAUGAAGAUGGUGGUGUGAAAGGAAAAGGCAAUUGGCGAUAUGAGAUUGAAAGUCUGAGAGGGUUUGAUUUCUUUCCUCAGACGGGACAUGUUGAGGGGGUGUGUUUUUUGACGAGGGUUGAGAAAUGA